CACGUCAUAAUCCUCAACAAAAAAAAAACAGUGGCUCCUCGUCUUUGAGUUUAUUCUUCAAGUCAAGAACAAUGAAACCCAGUUCAGUUCUGUUUUUUCUGCUCCUUUUGGGGACGUGCUCGGCUUACACCUACCAGAAUGUGGCCUUGCGUGGAAAAGCGACCCAAUCGCAGCGCUUUGAGAAUGCAUUCGGAGCUGCUAACAAUGCAAUCGAUGGAAAUCGCGACUCCAACAACAGGGCUGGCUCCUGCUCGCAGACUGUCAAACAGACCAACCCUUGGUGGAGAGUGGACCUGCUGGAGUCCUACACCGUCACCUCCAUCAUCAUCACCAACAGAGGAGACUGCUGCGAGGAGAGGCUCGACGGGGCGGAGAUUCACCUCGGCAACUCGUUACGAGACAACGGGGCCGCGAACCCAGUGGUUGGUGUAAUUUCUCAUAUCCCAGCAGGCAGGUCUUUAAAAAUCACUUUCACCCGAAUUGUGGAGGGACGUUAUGUAACCGUGACGCUAUCCGGUUCUGAAAGGAUCCUCACGCUCUGUGAAGUGGAGGUCUACGGGUACCGAGCCCCAACUGGGGAGAACCUGGCACUCCAAGGAAAGGCCACGCAGUCGUCUCUGUAUCUUCCAGGCAUUGCAUACAACGCCAUCGAUGGGAAUCGUGCCACCGAAUGGGAAAAAGCUUCUUGCUGCCACACAACUCACGAGUUUAGCCCCUGGUGGCGUCUGGACCUGGGCAAAACACAUAAAUUGUUUGCCGUCAACAUUACCAAUUACCUAGAUCCCAACUUGCAACUCAUUAGAGCUGAAAUCCGAAUUGGAGAUUCUCUUGACAACAACGGCAACAACAAUCCCAGGUGUGCUGUGAUCACAAGAAUCUCUCCAGGUUCCACAGAAAACUUCCAGUGUAACGGGAUGGACGGUCGCUAUGUCAACAUCGUCAUUCCUGGAAGACGCGAGACGCUGAUCCUGUGUGAGGUGGAGGUGUACGGCUCCAGGCUGGAUUCCGACGCUCAGGUCUUCAGAAUGAUGAAACCAGUCGCUUUCCUUCUCCUGCUCCUCCUGGAGACGCGCUCGGCUUACGCUUACGAGAAUGUGGCCUUGCGUGGAAAGGCAACUCAGUCGAGCCGUUACUUCAACGUUCGUGCCGCCGCCGACAAUGCCAUUGAUGGAAACCGUAAUUCUGAUUACAAUUCUGGCUCCUGUACGCACACUGAGGAAGAGAACAACCCCUGGUGGAGGGUGGACCUCCUGUAUUCCUACACCGUCACCUCCAUCGUCAUCUCAAACAGAGCAGACGCCGCUUCCUUGAGGCUCAACGGGGCAAAAGUUCACGUCGGCAACUCUUUGUAUGACAACGGUGCUGCAAACAAAGUUGUUGGUACAAUUGAUAGAACUGAUCAAGGAGCAUUGAUCACUCUGACUUUGACCGAACACGCGGAGGGACGUUACGUCACGGUGGUUCUACCAGGAUCAGGGAAAACCCUCACACUCUGUGAAGUGGAAGUCUACGGGUACCGCGCCCCAACUGGAGAGAACCUGGCAGUCAGAGGAAAAGCCUCCCAGUCGUCACUGUAUUCGUCUGGCCUUGCCUAUAACGCCAUUGAUGGAAAUCCUAACAGCAACUGGGAAGUCGGAUCCUGCACCCACACAAAAGACGACGUCCACCCCUGGUGGCGACUGGAUCUGGGAAAACCCCACAAAGUGUUCUCUAUUAAGAUAACCAACCAACAGCUGGACAGUGAACGACUCAACGGAGCUGAGAUCCGCAUCGGAAAUUCCCUCGCAAAUUUUGGCAACGACAACGCCAGGUGCGCUGUGAUCACCAGUAUCGCAGCGGGUGGUGUCGGUGAGUUCCAGUGUAAUGGGAUGGACGGUCGCUACGUCAACGUGGUGAUCCCCCGAAAAGAGUAUCUGACCCUGUGUGAGGUGGAAGUGUACGGCUCUCCUCUGGAUAGAACACAGGACUUGUUUUAUGUCUCCGUUGUUUGGAAGCUUUUUAUUUUCAUUGAAUCCUCGCGGUGUUGGGCCUCCAGAAUAAUGAAACCCGUCACUUUCCUUCUCCUGCUCCUCCUGGAGACGCGCUCGGCUUACACUUACGAGAACGUGGCCUUACGUGGAAAAGCCACUCAGUCGGACCGCUACGGACAUGACUUUUCAGCCGCCUACAAUGCAAUUGAUGGAAACCCUGAUUCUAAUUUCCAUGCUGGCUCCUGUACCCACACUGACGAAGAGACCAACCCCUGGUGGAGAGUGGACCUGCUGCAUCCCUACACCGUCACCUCCAUCGUCAUCACAAACAGAGCAGACUGCUGCAAGAAGAGGCUCAACAGGGCGAAGGUUCACGUCGGCAACUCGUUAGAUGACAACGGUGCUGCAAACCCAGUUGUUGGUACAAUUGAAAAUACUGAUCAUGGAGCAACGAUCACUCUGACUUUCACUGAACAUGUGGAGGGACGAUACGUCACUGUGGUUGUACCAGGAUCAGGGAAAAUGCUCACACUCUGUGAAGUGGAAGUCUACGGGUACCGCGCCCCGACUGGAGAGAACCUGGCACUGGGAGGAAAAGCCUCUCAGUCGUCACUGUACAUGUUCGGCGCCGCCUAUAACGCCAUCGACGGGAAUCCUGGCAGCAAGUGGGAGGACGGCUCCUGCACUCACACGCAAAACAACGUCAACCCCUGGUGGCGACUGGAUCUGCGUCAAACCCACAAAGUGUUCUCCGUUAAGAUAACCAACCGAGAGGAGGACGCCGAACGACUCGAUGGAGCCGAGAUCCGCAUCGGAGAUUCCCUCGCCAACUUCGGCAACGACAACGCCAGGUGCGCUGUGAUCACCAGCAUCCCAGCGGGUGGUGUCGGUGAGUUCCAGUGUAACGGGAUGGACGGUCGCUACGUCAACGUGGUCGUCCCCAGGGAGGAGUUUCUGAGCCUGUGUGAGGUGGAGGUGUACGGCUCUCCUCUGGAUUAG
This is a messenger RNA of Gasterosteus aculeatus aculeatus (three-spined stickleback), 2969 nucleotides long. The record is from RefSeq and is a predicted model, not a curated record. Lineage: Eukaryota; Metazoa; Chordata; Actinopteri; Perciformes; Gasterosteidae.